AACUCUUUUGGAUGCUUCCAUGGGAUUGACGACUUUAAAGUUUCAAUCCUACAAUGAGUUCUGAUCCUACCCAAUCAGAUCACAACAUCUGCAGUCGCAGCGAAGCUCUCUACCCAUUGGAGCCCCGUGAAGCAAUAAUAUAGCUGCGUUUCCGAGGACCCUUCUGGUGUUUUGUUGUUUCAUAUGGGCAAGUUUGUCUUUCUAAAACUAAAAUGCUCUUCAACCCAUGAAAACGGCAAAAGAAGCAAACUUGUCGGGUUGCAGACACGGCAGGGCAAUCCAAUGAGGGCGAGUGACCUGUCUGUGAUCGUCCGGCCGUUAAAGAGGGAAGACCACCUCCGAACCAAGCAUGACUCUGUAUUCUCCGAAUGGAAGAUUCUCGUUGGGCCUUAUGAUUGGCAAGAUCAUUCACUGGGGAAGGAAGGUACAGAGAGAUACAGGGUACACAACCUUCCAAAAGGUUGUUCUUUUCCUGGACUUUAUGAGUUUGGAAUAGCAGCAAUGCCCAGAGGAGUGGGGCAUAAGGCACGCAAACUUGAUCCAGGCAACAUAGUUGUUGUUUAUGUUGGACAAGCUGACAAUGUUAGGACAAGACUCCAGCAAUAUGGUCGUUCUGGUGCACAUUUAGAGAAUGGAUCUGGAUUGUUCAAGGAAAUAUUUUCAAAGGGAUAUACAAUUUUGUUUCGAUGGGCUCCUAUGAGAAACAAACUGGAUGCAGAGAAAACAGAAGCUCAGCUGCUUAGGGAAUUUGAUUAUGCAUGGAACAAAGGUUGUAAUGGUGUACGGCGCCCUGAUGAUGUCCUCCAAAAAGUUGAGAGAGUAUCUGUAAGUGCUACUCCAUUUCGCAAUAUUGUCAGGAAGCUGCAAACUCUCAAUCAAAAAAAAGUUGGUAUCAGAAUUGAAGCAAUUGGGCCAUUUUUGCCCGAGUAUGAAUCUGGUAUUUAUACUGAUAAGAAUGGCUAUGAUUUCCUUGCUCGAGUUUUCAAAUUUGGCAGAUCAUGGCCUAGGCCAGUUUUAGAUAGAAAUGGCAUUAAUGCAGAGAAUACUAGUAUUUGUGGAGUGGCAUUGGGAGGUGGAUCUAUUUGUCAAAGGCCAGCAAUUGAAGGUAGAAAGAGAUGUGCUGAGCACAAAGGGAUGAAAAUUAAGGGGUCUAUCUCAAAGUUGAUUACUGAAGGGAAAUCACACACUGGAAAUGUGGGCUUAAAAUCUGGCGUCAUUAGUGAGCAAGAGUUUUGCAGCCAUCAUGGCAAUAAUUUCAACCACAACACAUCUCAACAAGUAGCGGGUAAGUGUACUGAUAGCAAGGACUUAGCUUCUAUUUGUGGAGGUGUGUUGGGUAAUGGCUCUCCUUGUAAAAGGCAACCAGCUGACAGGAGAGAAAGGUUUGAAGAUGACAAAGAAAUGGGCAUCAAUGGAUCCUCAUCUAAUUCAAUGACUGAAGGAAAUUCUCACCAUCUGAAUGAUGUGAUUUCUGAAUCCAGAUGUAACAACUGGGAUCGUGACCAUGUUUCCUUUGGAUCUAUUAAACUUAUCAAACAGGAGUUGGGUGUUAUUUGUGGGGUGAAUUUAGGUGAGGGCUUUGUCUGUGAAAGACAACCUGUUACAGGAAGACAAAGGUGUGAGGAGCAUAAAGGGAUGAGGGUUAAGGCCUUCCCCGUUGAUAGGGACCCAGUAUCCAUUGCUUCAAAUGGUUUGAACAAUAAUAAUUCCACUUUACAUGGGACUGCUGUUGGUGAUUAUUCUCCUUCUAUGUGUGGUGCUACCACAAGCAGUGGUUCCUUUUGCAGAAAUACCCCAAUUGAAGGUAAUAAAAGGUGUUGGCUGCACAGAGGCAAGAGGGCGGCCAGUUCCUUCACAACGUUUCAUGCAGACAACCCGUUACGGGAAGAAACUUAUGAACAUGUCAGAAAGGAGCUCAAUGUUGUUUGUGGGGUGAAUUUGGGCGAGGGCUUUGUUUGUGAAAGACAACCUGAUAUAGGUAGAAAAAGGUGUGAGGAGCAUAAAGGGAUGAGGGUUAAGGCCCAUGCAAUCGAUACGAGUUCAAUAUUCCGUACUUACUUUGAGCCGAAGAAUAAUAAUAGAGCCUUGUAUGGAGCUCCUGUGCCCACACAGUUAUGUGGGGCAAUGACAGUUGAUGGUUCCUUUUGCAGAAAUAGGCCAGUUGAAGGAAAUAAAAGGUGUUGGCAGCACAAAGGCAGGAGGGCGGACAGUUCCUUCCCUGGAUUUAAUACACGAGGUGACUCGCUUGUUUGUGGUGUUCCCUUGUGGAAUGGAUCCAUCUGUAGUAGAAUUCCUGCCCAUGGAAGGAAGAGGUGUGAGCAGCACAAGGGGAUGAGAGUCACCUAGCAAGUACUAUUUAGAUAUUUGGGAGUAGAACAUGGCAAGACCAGAGGCUGUUGUUGCGUUGUGCUACAGUUUCUUCACAUGCUCAUUGAACAAUAUCGUGGCUUGUUCUGUAUUAGAAUUCUGUUGUAGGUUGUCAUGCAUUAAGGGAAUUGAUACAUAUAUUUUUAGUUUUCCAUGUAUGUAUAUUUUUGUAUUUAUUCUGUACUGUAAGAACCUAAGAGCAAUCUUAAGAUACCAAGCAAGAGCAGCAAUUUAUGCA
Molecule: messenger RNA, 2605 nt
Organism: Malania oleifera
Lineage: Eukaryota; Viridiplantae; Streptophyta; Magnoliopsida; Santalales; Ximeniaceae
Product: protein EFFECTOR OF TRANSCRIPTION 2-like
Exons: 3
Coding region: 184-2346 (720 amino acids)
Biological process (GO): regulation of DNA-templated transcription
Molecular function (GO): DNA binding
Source: RefSeq, a predicted model, not a curated record